GUUUGCCAUCUGACGCCAUGAAUGACAAUGUAUGCUUGUGUUAUUGAAUGAUUUUAAUUAUAACUUAGUGUCAUUUUAUGAGUUUUAUUGUGAAUGAAUAGGGUUUACAGAAUAAAAUAACUUAAUAUGGCUACUUCAAAAACAACAAACACAUAUAAUAGACAAAAUUGGGAAGAUGCUGAAUUCCCAAUAUUAUGUCAAACUUGUUUAGGUGACAAUCCGUAUAUUCGAAUGACAAAAGAAAAAUAUGGGAAAGAGUGCAAAAUAUGCAUGCGCCCAUUUACAGUAUUUAGGUGGUGUCCUGGUGCAAGAAUGCGAUUCAAGAAAACAGAAGUUUGUCAAACUUGUAGUCGGUUAAAAAAUGUAUGUCAAACAUGUUUACUUGAUUUAGAAUACGGAUUACCUAUUCAAGUACGCGAUGCAGCACUGAAAAUUAAGGAUGAUUUACCUAGAUCAGAUGUAAAUAAGGAAUACUAUGUGCAAAACAUAGAUAGCGAAAUUGGCAAAAUAGAUCCUACAUCACCAGCAGGGGCUGUUGGUAAAUCUGCUGCAGCCAGUGAUUUAUUGAUGAAGUUAGCAAGAACAAGUCCAUAUUACAAACGAAAUAGACCCCACAUUUGUUCCUUCUGGGUUAAAGGAGAAUGUAAAAGAGGAGAAGAGUGCCCAUAUCGUCAUGAGAAACCUACUGAUCCUGAUGAUCCAUUAGCUGAUCAAAACAUUAAAGAUCGUUACUAUGGAGUAAAUGAUCCUGUUGCUGAUAAACUAAUGCGUAGAGCUGCAGCAAUGCCUAAAUUAGAUCCACCAGAAGACAAAUCCAUUACCACUUUAUACAUUGGCAAUUUGGGAGAUGUUUUAACGGAAAAGCAAUUACGUGAUCACUUCUAUCAGUAUGGAGAAAUUCGUUCAAUAACUAUGGUUCCUCGCCAACAGUGUGCCUUUAUUCAGUACACACAAAGAAGUGCUGCAGAAGCAGCAGCAGAGAGAACAUUUAACAAGCUGAUAUUAGGAGGAAGAAGGCUAACUAUUAAAUGGGGUCGUUCACAAGGAAGACAAACCGUUUCUGCAGCAGAAGCAACUAGAGAAAUUUUAGAACCUGUACCAGGUUUACCUGGUGCUUUACCGCCACCGCCAGAAAGUAUGGGAAAUAAUUUUUUCAAUCUACAAACUACUCCUGGCAUGAUGCCACCAAUGAUGAUUCCACCUCCCCCAGUUGCCCCUCAGUUUAUGUUCCCACCUCAAAUGGCAGCUGCUGCUGCUGCAACACCAAUUUUCCCUCCAGGAACUACUCCAAUACAUUAUCCAAGUCAAGAUCCAUCAAGAAUGGGAGCAUCUCAAGGCAUAGGAAAGCCUUGGCCCGAAGAAUAAUAGUGAAAAUAUUGAAAUUUUUAAACAUAAUUAUGACAAAAAACAUCUGUAAAAAUAAAUAUAUAUCUUUGACUUUCUUUAAAGUAGG
Megachile rotundata (alfalfa leafcutting bee) is the source of this 1453-nucleotide messenger RNA. Its product is annotated as pre-mRNA-splicing factor RBM22. The record is from RefSeq and is a predicted model, not a curated record. Gene Ontology annotation, molecular function: pre-mRNA binding; U6 snRNA binding; metal ion binding. Gene Ontology annotation, cellular component: Prp19 complex; U2-type catalytic step 2 spliceosome; U2-type catalytic step 1 spliceosome. NCBI's taxonomy places the organism in Eukaryota, Metazoa, Arthropoda, Insecta, Hymenoptera, Megachilidae.